Messenger RNA from Leptopilina boulardi, 861 nucleotides. RefSeq lists its product as uncharacterized. Bases 1 to 861 code for a protein of 286 amino acids. Lineage: Eukaryota; Metazoa; Arthropoda; Insecta; Hymenoptera; Figitidae. The record is from RefSeq and is a predicted model, not a curated record. The transcript has 2 exons. Gene Ontology annotation, molecular function: nucleic acid binding; zinc ion binding.
AUGGCAGGUGAAUUAGGAAGUAUUUAUCAAUGGGAAAACGAAAAAGUUAUUUCUUACGCAACUAGAAUACGGGAAAUAGGAAAUAGAAUUUUAGAUUCACAUAGGCGUAGUAAUCAAGGAAGAGAAGAUGAAAAUUUCGUAACUGGAUUUAAAAAAGAUGUUUUAGAUUGUUUUAUUAGAGGAUUAAAAACAGACAUUGAAACCAGAUUAGAAGACGUAAAUACAUUUAAAGAUGCCAUAAAUAAUGCUGUUGAAGUUGAAAGAAAAUUAGCAGCAAAUUUAGCUUUAAGAUCUUCCCAUAGGAACAGAGAAGAAAAAUUAGAAACUAAAAAAGAUAAAAUCCACAUCAUGAGGGAAGAAUUAAUCUGUCAAAUAUGUAACAAAAUAGGUCAUUCAGCCAUAGUUUGUCGUCAAUUAAAACAAAAUUUUAAUUACCAAAGUACAAACAGAACAAACAAUUGGAAUCAAACGUACAACAACCCUUUUCAAUAUCCGCGAAAUCAGAAUCGACAUUAUCAAAAUCAAUGGAACCCACAUCAACAAUAUCAAGAACAAUGGAAACCUAAACCUAACAAUAGACAAUAUGAACAAACAAAUUACAGAUCUUCUCAAUAUCCACCUAAUCAAAGGAAUACUCCAUAUAAUACUUAUCAAGCUCAAAAAGAGUGUUCCUAUUGUAAAAAACCUGGUCAUCUUAUCAAUGAAUGUCGUAAAAAAAUAUAUAAUAACCAACAAACACAAAAUCAACAAUACAGACCACAACAAGAACAAUAUCAACCACAACAACAAAGAUUUCAACCACAAAAUCAGGGAAACUCCAGACCCCUCCCCAACACAGAUGCUGCACGGGAGGCUCGCUAA